Messenger RNA from Miscanthus lutarioriparius, 405 nucleotides. Lineage: Eukaryota; Viridiplantae; Streptophyta; Magnoliopsida; Poales; Poaceae. The record is from the annotation of a GenBank genome assembly.
AUGGGUAGAGGAAGAGGGAGAGGGAAGAAGCUAACCACUGUCAGGAGCCAUGAAGACAAAGGUAGCAGUGGUGAAGAAGUUGUGCCUGCAAAAAAGAGGAGGGGAAGGCCCCAAAAGCGCUUCGCCAAUAAGAUCGAUCAAGCAGAUGUUGAAAAUUUUGUAGAAAAGGUCGAUGGCGACCAAGAAGAAGUUGAUGAUGCCAAGCUGAAGAACAGCGCUGCAGCCGGUGGUAACAAGAGAGGCAGGCCGUUGAAAGAGGGCUCUAAUAUUGUCAUAGAAGAUAGUAAUUCUAUUGUUCGAUCAAGCAGUGAUGAAUCAACAAGGACCAAUGGAUUCAGGCAGAUUGGGAGCCGGCGGAAAAACAAGCCCCGGCGAGCAGCAGAGGCAGGACUAGAAUGCAAGUGA